AGAAAGAAAAGUGCAGUCACACUGAGCAGUCCUGGGAGAAGAAUAAACUUACCUUAAAGUUCGAGAUGCCUGGAUUAUCUGAGAAGCUGAGAUUUGUGGCAGUGGUUGCCCUAUCUGUCAUACCUGUGGUGAGGUCAUCCCCAGUGUUGACGCCGGAGCCUAUCCGCUGUGCCGUGUGCUCUCAGGAGAAACUCAACAGCUGUCCUGACAUCCCAGCAGACUGCAGGCAGGUGCUGAGGGAGCCUGGCUGCGGCUGCUGCAUGGCCUGCGCUCUGGAGAGGGGAGCAUCCUGUGGAGUUCACACCGCUCAUUGUGGAGAGGGUCUUCGCUGCACUCCCAGGGCUGGUGAGGCCAGACCACUCCACGCUCUGACCAGGGGACAAGGGAUCUGCACUGAAGAGUCGGGCCAAGGUAGUCUGAUUUACAAGUUAUUCUCUUUUAGAUGUGUACUCUGUUAAUGGUUUAAUUAUUUUUUCAAUUUUUUAAUUAAAACACUUUCUGUAACCUGCACAGAUGAAGCUGAUGUAGCCCCUGACCAAAGCCCCCUGCAGUACCUACUGGGUCUCAACCUCCCCCUGGACCACCAAGACAUUGCUGAAGGCCAAGAGAGCAUCAAAGCAAAGAUCAACGCUAUCCGCAACAAGCUGGUACAAGAGGUGAGGCCUCAUUCUGAAUCAUGAAGGUGAUUUUAAGCAGUUCACCUUCCUUCCACUAGAGGGGGCACUUGUUUUUAAGCAUGAGUAGAUUAUUUUAAAUACAAACAUAGUGUAUUUUUGUUCUCAUUGUGUGUCUGUCUUUGCACAGGGUCCCUGUCAUAUUGAACUGCAUGCAGCUCUUGAUAUGAUAGCCAGCUCUCAGCAGAAACUAGGAGAGAAGUUCACAACCUUUUACCUCCCAAACUGUGACAAGUAUGGCUUCUACAAGGCCAAGCAGGUGAGCAUUUAAGGACCUGACAAAAUAAAAAUCCACUCCACCUGUUUAAAGAGAUUCAUCCUAAAGUACUGGGUGAUUUAUUCCUGAGGUUAACCAUCUCCGUUUCUCUUUCAGUGUGAGUCAUCUCUGGUCGGACCGCCGGCUCGCUGCUGGUGUGUCUCUUCCUGGAAUGGGAAGAAGAUCCCGGGAUCGAGUGACUUGCUCAGUGACUCAGAGUGUCAUCAAGAAGUUACUCACUAAAAGGAUGGACACUUUUUUCACUUCAAAAGCACACGGAGACAAACACAUCGAGACAAAAACAAACAUGUUUCCCAACUUCAAAUCAGUUAAAAGUGGAAGUCUACUCACAACCGCCUGGUGAGUUGACUUCCUUCCUACAAAAAACCCUCUCAUUCACACUAAAUCUGAAAUCUCACUACAGAGGAGGAAAUUUCCUCUCAUUUUAUUUACAUGUAUGUAUCAAGACUUAUUUAUUCAGUGCUUGUAUAUUCCUACUAACCAUUUGUCGUUUUUAGAUAUUUUAUAUGUUUGCCUAUUUUUUUGAUUGUAAAUAGGGCAACACUGUAUACGUUUGUGUUUCUGAAUAACUCCAUUGCUCAAAACCACAAGUCCACAGCUCUGCCAAGCCCAUUUCAGAGUCUUCGGGAUCAGUUUUUUCUCAAUUCAUUCAAAACUGGAGCCGCUCUCGGCACGAAAAAACAACACAGCCACUCAUUCAUUCAACAUGUUGACAUUGUCUGAAUGUAUCUCCAUUGGCGUUUCCUCAAUGGGUAUUGGGGGAAAUACUUAAAGUGCCACAAGUAUGCGCAUGGUGACCAAGCACAAACAUAUCAAGACUCAUCCAGGCCACUGUGAGGUUUGGGUUGGGUUUUUCUGCAUUUGUCUACCUCUACAGGUCCACAGGUUUAGCACAGGGUUGCUGAGAGCUCUUCUCAGCUACAUCUCACUCAUAUUAGGGGCUUUUAUUUGCUUUUCAUGACCUAUCCCAUCAUUUAUUCGAGUAUUUAUUAUAAUUUCCUCAUGUAUUUAUACUAUUGUUCGAUGAACUCUGUACAGUGUAUCAAAGUGUGUAUAAAUUGUCAAGAAUGCUGCUAUUCUGUUACUGUUUUGCUAACUAUAUUGUAAUUCUCUGGACGCGCAUCUAAAUAAAAUGUGUCAAUGCUGGGA
Messenger RNA from Xyrichtys novacula (pearly razorfish), 2100 nucleotides. The record is from the annotation of a GenBank genome assembly. Lineage: Eukaryota; Metazoa; Chordata; Actinopteri; Labriformes; Labridae.